AUGUUGAACAAGAUGACCUUACAUCCACAGCAGAUAAUGAUAGGUCCUAGGUUUAACAGGGCCUUAUUUGACCCCCUGCUUGUGGUGCUGCUGGCUCUUCAACUUCUUGUGGUGGCUGGUCUGGUGCGGGCUCAAACCUGCCCUUCCGUCUGCUCCUGCAGCAACCAGUUCAGCAAGGUGAUUUGCGUUCGGAAAAACCUACGUGAGGUUCCAGAUGGCAUCUCCACCAACACCCGGCUGCUGAACCUCCAUGAGAACCAAAUCCAGAUCAUCAAAGUGAACAGCUUCAAACACUUGAGGCACCUGGAAAUCCUACAGUUGAGUAGGAAUCAUAUCAGAACAAUUGAAAUUGGGGCCUUCAAUGGUCUGGCAAACCUCAACACCCUGGAACUCUUUGACAAUCGUCUUACAACCAUCCCAAAUGGAGCUUUUGUAUAUUUGUCUAAACUGAAGGAGCUCUGGUUGCGAAACAACCCCAUCGAAAGCAUCCCUUCUUAUGCUUUUAACAGAAUCCCUUCUUUGCGCCGGCUAGACUUAGGGGAAUUAAAAAGGCUUUCAUAUAUCUCAGAAGGUGCCUUUGAAGGUCUGUCCAACUUGAGGUAUUUGAACCUUGCCAUGUGCAACCUCCGAGAAAUCCCUAACCUCACGCCGCUCAUAAAACUAGAUGAGCUGGAUCUUUCUGGGAAUCAUCUGUCUGCCAUCAGGCCUGGCUCUUUCCAGGGGUUGAUGCACCUUCAAAAACUGUGGAUGAUACAGUCCCAGAUUCAAGUGAUUGAACGGAAUGCCUUUGAUAACCUUCAGUCACUGGUGGAGAUCAACCUGGCACACAACAAUCUAACAUUACUGCCUCAUGACCUCUUCACACCCUUGCAUCAUCUAGAACGGAUACACUUACAUCACAACCCCUGGAACUGUAACUGUGACAUACUGUGGCUCAGCUGGUGGAUAAAAGACAUGGCCCCCUCCAACACAGCUUGCUGUGCCCGGUGUAACACCCCUUCCAAUCUGAAAGGCAGGUACAUUGGGGAGCUUGACCAGAAUUAUUUCACAUGCUAUGCUCCUGUCAUUGUGGAGCCCCCAGCAGACCUCAAUGUCACUGAAGGCAUGGCAGCUGAGCUGAAAUGUCGGGCCUCCACGUCCCUGACUUCUGUAUCUUGGAUUACUCCAAAUGGAACAGUCAUGACACAUGGGGCAUACAAAGUGCGGAUAGCUGUGCUCAGCGAUGGCACGUUAAACUUCACGAAUGUAACUGUGCAAGAUACAGGCAUGUACACAUGUAUGGUGAGUAAUUCUGUUGGAAAUACCACUGCUUCGGCCACCCUGAAUGUUACUGCAGCAAACACUACUCCCUUCUCGUACUUUUCAACCGUCACGGUAGAGACUAUGGAACCUUCUCAGGAUGAGGCAAGGACCACAGAUAACAAUGUGGGUCCCACUCCGGUGAUCGACUGGGAGACCACCAACGUGACCACCUCUCUCACGCCACAGAGCACAAGGUCAACAGAAAAAACAUUCACCAUCCCCGUGACCGAUAUAAACAGUGGGAUCCCAGGAAUCGAUGAAGUCAUGAAGACUACCAAAAUCAUCAUUGGCUGUUUUGUGGCCAUCACGCUCAUGGCUGCAGUGAUGCUGGUCAUUUUCUACAAGAUGAGGAAGCAGCACCAUCGGCAAAACCAUCAUGCCCCAACGAGGACUGUUGAAAUCAUUAAUGUGGAUGAUGAGAUUACAGGAGACACACCCAUGGAAAGCCACCUGCCCAUGCCUGCUAUUGAGCAUGAGCACCUAAACCACUACAACUCUUACAAAUCUCCCUUCAACCACACAACAACAGUUAACACAAUAAAUUCAAUACACAGUUCAGUGCAUGAACCGUUAUUGAUCCGAAUGAACUCUAAAGACAAUGUCCAAGAGACUCAAAUCUAAAACAUUUACAGUUAUGAAAAACA
Molecule: messenger RNA, 1946 nt
Organism: Physeter macrocephalus (sperm whale)
Lineage: Eukaryota; Metazoa; Chordata; Mammalia; Artiodactyla; Physeteridae
Gene: LRRC4C
Product: leucine rich repeat containing 4C
Exons: 1
Coding region: 1-1923 (640 amino acids)
Biological process (GO): modulation of chemical synaptic transmission; regulation of axonogenesis; synaptic membrane adhesion
Cellular component (GO): glutamatergic synapse; postsynaptic density membrane; plasma membrane
Molecular function (GO): cell-cell adhesion mediator activity
Source: RefSeq, a predicted model, not a curated record